Closterium sp. Yama58-4 is the source of this 447-nucleotide messenger RNA. The record is from the annotation of a GenBank genome assembly. NCBI's taxonomy places the organism in Eukaryota, Viridiplantae, Streptophyta, Zygnematophyceae, Desmidiales, Closteriaceae.
AUGGCGCGGUUGCGUGGCUGUGCGCUCGUGGCGGCGAUGCUGCUCGCUGCCCUCGUGGCUGGCAGUCGCUCUGCUACGGCGCAAAAGAAGAACAGCCACAACCUCAUAGGCGAGGUGAUGAAGGCGUUGGCGUCGGAGUGGGCGGACAACAACCUAGCGUCGCUGACAUGCGAGACCGCCCCGGACGUGCUGCUCUGCAACGACCAGGGCCAAGUCGUCUCCAUGCAGCUGGACGGAGUAGUGAAUCCAUUGACGGGCGGGGGGGAUACGGUUCGGUUCCCCACCAUACCUGCACAAAUCGGCAACCUCACCACCCUCACCUACCUGAGCAUGGCAAGCAACUCUCUCACGGGCACUGUGCCAGACUCAUUCAGCAACCUCGUUCAGCUGCAGUUACUGUAUGCUCGCUCGCACACACAUGCACACAGUUACUGCAUGCACACAUAG